Cornus florida is the source of this 4977-nucleotide messenger RNA. Its product is annotated as protein PHYTOCHROME-DEPENDENT LATE-FLOWERING. Bases 358 to 4392 code for a protein of 1344 amino acids. Gene Ontology annotation, molecular function: transcription coregulator activity. The record is from RefSeq and is a predicted model, not a curated record. Lineage: Eukaryota; Viridiplantae; Streptophyta; Magnoliopsida; Cornales; Cornaceae. Gene Ontology annotation, cellular component: SAGA complex. Gene Ontology annotation, biological process: regulation of transcription by RNA polymerase II. The transcript has 12 exons.
ACAGAUGGGUGGCAAGGUAAAAUUUGUAUCCAUCCGGAGCCGAUCGAAUUAGGAAAAACGGAGGCUUCUUAGCGUCCAUAGCCAAAUCGGACACACAACUCCUCGUUACUCACCGUUGGUCCGAAUCCAAGCUGUUGUCCCAAGUAGCUUCUCGCUCUCUACAUUUAUGUAGUUGUAUCUGAGAUUAUAUUAAUCUCGUAGAUCAAACACACUGCCUGUCUAUCUAUCUACACCGCUCGACCACAUACUAGGGUUUUUCUCUACAAAAACACUCAUUAUAGGCAUUUUCGUGCAUUCGAUUCAUGUCAAUCUUCAAAAGCCCCGAACCAACAGAAUCGUGAAUUUCAGACACGAGAGAUGGGGAUUUCGUUUAAGGUCUCAAAGACCGGUAAAAGGUUUCGCCCCAAACCAUUCCAGUCCGAGGCUGCUGUAGAAGACGACGUCGUCCAGAGUUCCAAAACUAGUAGUCGAAUUCUCGGCAAGACUAAUUCUACUUCAGCAUCUACCCGGAAGCUCGAGGCUAACGUCACUGAAUGCAACAAGGAUGUUGCUGGAAUCUCCGAGAAUGAAGUUUCAUUCACUUUAAAUCUCUUCCCAGAUGGAUAUUCCAUUGGAAAAUCCUCAGAGAAUGAAAUCGGGCAUCUGGCUACCCUUCAAGACGUUCCAAAGUUUUUACAUCCAUAUGAUAGGACAUCUGAAACUCUCUUCUCCGCAAUUGAGUCUGGCUGGUUGCCUGGAAAUAUUCUGGAUGACAUACCCUGCAAAUAUGUUGAUGGAACACUUGUGUGUGAGGUGCGAGAUUAUCGGAAGUGUGCUUCUGAAUCAGGGCUUAAUAUUCCUUCUGUGGAUGGUUCUCCUACAGUAAAUAAACUUCGUCUUAGGAUGUCGUUAGAGAAUGUAGUGAAGGAUAUCCCAUUGAUUUCAGAUAAUACUUGGACAUAUGGUGAUCUGAUGGAAGUGGAGUCCCGGAUAUUAAAAGCUCUGCAACCUAAACUAUGUCUAGACCCUGCUCCUAAGUUAGAUAGACUCUCCGAUAACCCAGUUCCUGCUAAGCUAAAUUUGGCUAUGUGCAGUUUGCGGAGGAAAAGACUGAGGCAGAUGCCAGAAAUUACUGUUACAUCAAAUAAUAAAAUCCAUGGGAAGAAAGUUUGCAUAGAUAGAGUGCCGGAAAGCUCAAACUGCAGGUUGGGAGAAUCAGGACCUGUAUCUGGCAAUUUUUUGCCGCAGCCUGUCCAUGAGAAUUUCUCUACUCAAAAUGUUGGUCCAAGCAAUAUGCUGACCUCAAGACCUAAAAGCUUUGUUCCAGAUGCGUCUGUUCCAGCAUUGCCUUUAGCGUCUCACCAAUCAAAAUAUCAAACUGGGGUCGGGAACCCAAGAAUUAUGCAGGAUCAAGGGUCAGGACCUGUUUUGAAUGCACCUGGGGCUACUGCUGGUCAGGACAUGAUGAUCUCAUCCUACACUGACAAUCUAAACUCUAAUGCCUUUUCUGUUCAUGAUAAGAGGGAAACUCAAGAUGGGCAGUUGUCGCCUUUAUCCAGUUUGAAUAAGAGAGCUAGGCCCACUCCUGUAGGUCCCGAUGGUAGUCAACAGCAGCAUAUAGGGCCACGUGUGGACAGCUUCCUUGCAUCGGAUUCACACUGGAAGAAUACACUGUUACAGCAGCAGCAAUCAUUUGCUAGAGGACUUCAGUAUGCAACUACUGGCAUGCAGAAGUAUCCCCAGCAGAUGUUUGAAGGGGGUUUAAAUCGGGAGGUUGGCGCGAUGUCGUUCACUGUGGGACAGCAAGGGAUGAGAUUUAGUGCAAAGGAAGAGCCAGUCGAGUUAGACAGAUUGGACAAGCCAGAGCUCAAUCGAAAUAAAAAUGAAAUGCACAUGGCUGAAACAGGUACGAACCAUAUGGAUCCUCAGCAGUCACAGAUGCAGCAAAGGUUACCUCAGCAUGCAUUUAUGAGAUCUCAGUCUCCCUGGAAUAAUCUUGGUCAGCCUAUUGAGAAUAGUUCUAGGAAGGAGGACCAGUUUCAGAAAAGGAAAUUAGUGCAAAGUCCCAGGGUUUCUGCUGGUGGUUUACCUCAAUCUCCCUUGUCAUCCAAAUCUGGAGAAUUUUCUAGUGGUUCAAUAGGACCCCAAUUCGGACCAGUUGCAACAUCAUCUGUACUUGGAUCAUCACAAAAGGAGAAGUCAGUAGUCACCUCAGUUCCUGCAGUUGGCGGCAUGACAUCUUUGACAUCUAAUGAUUCCAUGCAGCGGCAACACAAAUGGAGAUCAAAUUCCCUCCCCAAGACCCCAGCAAUGAGUGGAGUUGGGUCACCUGUUAGUGUUGGUAAUAUGAGUGUUCCAUUUAACACAAGCAGUCCUCCAGUUGGAACUCAACCUUUGGCUGAUCCAGUCAUGCUUGAAAGGUUCUCAAACAUUGAAAAAGUGGCUAUGAGGUAUCAACUUAUUGGCAAAAAGAAUAAGGUGGAUGAGUGCCACAUCAGGAAAGCCAAUACAUAUCCUGUGCAGCAGCUGUUGCUUCAACUCUCCAGUGAUUCCAAUAACGAGAAUUUCAGAGAUGAAACAUGUGCAAUGCCAUUAUCAAAGUCAAUUGUAGGUGGCAGCAUGAAUAUUUGCAAGAUAAGAGUCUUGAAUUUCGUGCAGUCAGAGCGCAUACUUCAAGGAAAUGGUUUUCCUAUUGUUCCCAGGGCACGAACUAGAAUGAUCAUGUCAGAGAAGCCAGAUGGUACUGUAGCAAUGCAUUAUGGAGACAUAGAAGAUGGUGAUUUUUUGACUGCAGAGGAUUAUCUUCCUACAUUGCCCAAUACUCACUCUGCGGACUUACUGGCAGCACAGUUCCUUUCACGGAUGAUAGUCGAAGGACAUCAUGCAGAAGAUCAUGUCCAACCUAAACCAAUCCGCAUGAAUCGUGCCUCAAGCAGUCAAUCUAAUGCUCCUGGAAUCCCUCAAAACAAUGCAGCAGUCGAGAUGCAGCAAUAUUCAGAGGCAGUUUCUGGUCAGCCAUCCAAUGAAAUUGCAAAGCCAAGUAACAGUGGUAACGCAUCUAUAAACCCGUCUCAAAAUCCAUCAGGCACAAGGAUGCUACCACCUGGAAAUGCUCAGGCCUUACAGAUCUCUCAAGGACUCUUGCCUGGGGUUUCAAUGCCUGCUAGGCCUCAACAGCCUGACCCACAACCAUCACUGCAACAACAGCAGCAGCAGCAGCAGCAGCAGCAGCAGUCCCAAAAUCAGAACUCCUUGAUGCAACAGCAGCAUCAGCAGCAUCCCCAGUUCCAAAGAUCACCUCUUAUGCUUGCAUCAAAUCCACUUUCACAAUUGAACACAAUGGGUCAGAACUCAAGCAUGCAGUCGGGUAAUCAUAUGGUUAAUAAACCUUCGCCUCUUCAACUUCAGCUGUUACAGCAGCAACAGCAGCAGCAACAACAACAACAACAACAACAACAACAACAACAACCACAACAAAUGCAGAGGAAAAUGAUGGUGGGACUUGGAAGCCUCGGUAAUAACAUGGUUGGGCUUGGAGGCCUUGGCAAUGUCAUGGGCAUGGGGGCUGCAAGGGGGAAAGGAGGAACUGGAAUUUCGGCACCAAUGGGGUCUAUUUCAGGCAUUGGCAAUGUGGGUCAGAACCCAAUGAAUCAAAUCCAGGCUUCAAAUAUAAGCAAUGCAUUAACCCAGCAAUUGCGUUCUGGAACACUAACGCCGGCACAAACUGCUAUCAUUGCAACAAAGCUUAGGAUGACACAGAACAGAACAAACAUGUUGGGGGGGCCUCAAUCAAGUAUAAGUGGGAUGUCUGGAGCUAGACAGAUGCACCCUGGCUCUACUGGUCUUUCAAUGCUAGGUCAUACUUUAAGUCGAGCUAACAUGAACCCAAUGCAGCGAGCAACAAUGGCACCAAUGGGUCCACCAAAAUUGAUGCCGGGAAUGAAUCUUUACAUGAACCAACAUCAGCAGCAACAGCAGCAACAACAACAACAGUUGCAGUUACAACAACAACAACAGUUGCAACAGUUUCAGCAGCAGCAGCAACAGCAACAGCAACAGCAACUACAGCUGCAGCAACAACAACAACAGCAGCAGCAGCAAGAAACUAGCUCACCACUACAGGCUGUUGUUUCGCCUCCGCAAGUGGGCUCACCAUCAACCAUGGGAAUUCCACAGCAACUGAACCAACAGGCCCUGCAGCAGCAGGCUAGCCCACAACAAAUGAGCCAGCGAACUCCAAUGAGCCCGCAACUGAGCUCGGGAGCUAUCCAUGCCAUGAGUGCUGGUAAUCCAGAAGCUUGUCCAGCAAGCCCUCAGUUGAGUUCACAGACCCUUGGUUCAGUUGGUAGUAUUACAAAUUCUCCUAUGGAGCUGCAAGGUGUGAACAAAAGUAGCUCUGUUGGUAAUGCAUAGUCAAGAUUAAAACGAUUGGUUCAAAUUCCUCAUGUUGAUGGUUUAGCUGCACUGGUUCUAAGCCCUUCAGCAGUUUCUUAAAGAGGUUGCAAACUAAUGUUGUUGCUAAGUGAUGGUAUGGAGAUUAAUAAGGAGGCUGCUUUUAUGGCUCAUUUAAAAUAAAGUCAUGCUAAGGUUCAAAGAAUUGAUAUUGGUUGGCGUCUGGAUGAGGGUUACCUUGUACUACUGGGAUGCAGUUGGAUGUGUGAAACCUGCCAAGAAAUAAGUCGAGACAUUAAGUUACAAUGUUAGGAACUGGCCAAUCCAUGGGUAUACCAUGAGCAGAAUGGAAGUAUAUAUAUAUAUAUAUAUAUAUUUUUUUUUUUCCUGGUUAUAUCUUUUUUUUUUUUUUUUCCUGGUCAUGAUUAAUGUAAGCUGGUUGCUUGCAUAAAAGUAUAAUUGGACUUGAUUGAGUUUUGUUCGAAUUUAUAUUUGCAGAGGGGACGAUAAUGACAGUUUAGCUAUUUGUUUGUAAAAGGACCGCUGUUAUUAACUUUAAUCUAGAUCUAUACAAGGUAACAAUGAUAGCAGUGUUCUGCUUUGAAA